This is a messenger RNA of Rosa rugosa (rugosa rose), 2157 nucleotides long. RefSeq lists its product as uncharacterized. NCBI's taxonomy places the organism in Eukaryota, Viridiplantae, Streptophyta, Magnoliopsida, Rosales, Rosaceae. The transcript has 6 exons. The record is from RefSeq and is a predicted model, not a curated record. The coding region runs from base 1 to 2157 and encodes 718 amino acids.
AUGAUAGAGUUUUCUGUUGGUGGUAUUGCUCAUGGUCUGAUAUUUGUCUAUGCGGCAACAACUAGUGUGGCACGUCGUCCUUUAUGGUCUGCAAUUGAGCAAAUAAAGACAAGCUUCUCGGGUCCUUUGCUAUUAGUUGGUGAUUUCAAUGCGAUUUUAGGAGCCCAUGAAAAGACGGGUGGUAGACUACCUACUCGUGUUUCUUGUGAUGACUUUCAGCAUAUGGUGGAUGUGUGUCAUUUGACACAAAUUGAUCUUAAAGGGUCACCGUUUACAUGGACAAAUGGUCGAGGAGUUAGCUCACAUAUUGAAAUGUUGUUGGGCAGGUGCUUUUGUUCUAUUCCAUGGUUAGACUAUUGGCCGAUGACUAGUUGUUCCACUUUGGUUCGGCACUCUUCUGAUCAUAAUCCUCUCUUGAUUUCAUUCACCAAAUACAUUGCACAAGGUCCAAUUCCAUUCCGUUUUCAGAAGCUUUGGUUGGGGCACUCAGAUUUUCUUAAAAUUGUUCAAGUAGCAUGGCAAUCUUUUGUGGUAUGUGGUUGUCCUAUGUUUAUUCUACAAAGGAAGCUUAAGCUUUUAAAACCUAUUCUGAAGGAGUGGAAUGUUAAUGUCUUCGGUAAUGUUCAUACUGCUGUGGAUAGUGCACGCGCUGCUCUUGAAAAAAUUCAACUAGCCAUAUCUCUUGAUGGGUUUACUGAAGUGCGUCGUGUUGAGGAGCUUUUAGCCCAGGAUGCUUUAUCACAUGCUUUAUUGGUUCAGGAAAAAUUCUGGGCGGAGAAGGCAAGGGUGAGAUGGGCUAGGGAAGGUGACAGAAAUACUGGCUAUUUCCAUACUUUGGCAAAAAUUCGGAGAGCACGCUCCUCUAUCACUUCUCUUCGCAUUGGGAAUGACUUGGUGGAUGAUGUUAAUAUUUUGCGUGAUCAUGUUGUUCAGCAUUUUACAAGUGCCUUUUCAGAUGAUGGAAAUAUUGCUGAUACAGAUGUCAAAAAUGUUGUAUUUUCCAUGAAUGCUGAUAGUGCCCCAGGUCCGGAUGGUUAUUCUGGUCACUUUUUUCAGGCUUGUUGGGAUGUAGUUGGGUUGGAUGUGGUCCGUGCUGUUAGAUCUUUCUUUCAGUCAGACCGUCUUGCUCCUAUUGCUUCCAGGAUUAUAUUGCCGAAUCAAUUUGCUUUUUUGAAAGGAAGACAAAUCUCUGAUUGCAUUUUUCUGAUUUCUGAGUGUGUUAACUUGUUGGAUAAUAAAUGUCGUGGCGGGAAUGUUGCCAUUAAGUUUGAUGUAGCAAAGGCCUUUGAUACUCUGAAUUGGGACUUCCUUCGAAGGGUUCUUAAUGCUUUUGGUUUUCAUGCAACUUUUGUGGAAUGGAUUAGUUCUAUAUUGGCUUCAGCUCGGCUCUCUAUCUUAUUUAAUGGCUCUCCAGUGGGAUUUUUUAGUUGUAGCCGUGGAGUUCGACAAGGUGAUCCACUGUCUCCUCUUCUUUUUUGCCUUGCUGAAGAGGUUCUUAGCCGUGGUAUCUUGCGUUUGGUUGAUAUGGGGCAUGUCCAAGCUAUAUCCUCUCCUCGUGCUGUGAAAGUCCAUUCUCAUGUUUUAUUUGCUGAUGAUAUAAUGGUUUUUUGUAAGGGAGAUAAAAGAAGCCUACUAAAUCUUAUGGCUUUCUUUGAGGAGUACGGACUCAACUCGGGUCAAUUGGUGAACAAAACCAAGUCUCAUGUUUAUUUGGGGAAGUCAGCUCUUCAUCGUCGUACUCUAAUAUAUUCUUGGUUGGGUGUUUCAGUGGGUAAAUUGCCUUUCAUGUACCUUGGUGUGCCAAUUUUUGUUGGCCGUCCAAAGCGAAUUUACUUCCAAGUCUUGGCUGAUCGAAUUCGUAAUGCUAUGUCUAAUUGGAGAGGGCAUUCUCUUUCCAUGGCAGGACGGCUUGGCAAAUUAUUAUGUGCCAAAGUUUCUGAUUUCAUCAGAGAUGGCUCUUGGUAUUGCUCUACAAAUUUGAUUGCUGAUCUUUCUGCACUUUGGUCAGAAAUUUCAGCUGUUAGACUUCCUUAUUCAGACAUGGAGGAUAAGCUGGUGUGGUUGGAUUCUUCUGAUGGGAGUUUAUCUUUAUCUAUAGCCUAUGAGUUCAAGAGGAGUAAACAGGCAAUUGUUCUUUGGGAUAGAUGGUGCUCUUAG